CAGAAAAGAAAAAAAUGGUGGAGCAAUCAGUAUCAUUGAUUUGGUUUUGGAAAAAUUCAUGGAAGCGCUCAACAGGAGUUCCGCCAUGUCUAGCCACCAAGAGGAUCUUGAUCUUCUUCUCUCUCUGCAAGAUAGGGUUUUAGAAACCCCACCUGGUUCUCCUUCAAACUCUCACUCUCUUUCACCAGGCUAUCUUUCAGAUGAUGGAUCACCUAGGACUAGGAGAAGAGGACAGGUGGAUAUGUCUGUAUUUAAGGAUGUUGUUGAAGACUGUCUUGAUUAUGAGCUCAAACCAGUCGAGAAAAAUGACAAAUUGAAGAGUUCUAAGAAGUCAAAAGUUGCUGAUUUUGAGAAAUUUUCAGGGUUGAGAAUAAGGAGUCAGUUGCUCAGCCCUGCAGAGCUAAGUGACUAUUUCUCAGACAUUCGUUUUGUUCGGUUACCCACCAUAAAGAACGUGAUAGCAGGAGAGACACUUUCAGGUUGUUGGGCAACUAUUGGGAUCUUGUAUGAGAAAGGGGAUCCAAAGACUAGUUCUAUUGGGAAGAAGUAUAGUAUAUGGAAAAUGGGGUGUUUGAACAAUGAUGUUAUAUCGCUUUUCAUGUUUGGUGAUGCUUACCAGCAGAACUGGAACGAGCAGCUUGGAACAGUUUUUGGGCUGUUUAAUUGUUCUGUACGCAAAGACAGCAUGGGAUCAGGCUUUUCCUUAAGUGUUUGCUCUGCCAGUCAAAUUCUUAAAAUUGGCAUUUCAGUUGAUUUCGGAAUUUGUGAAGGCAAGAGAAAGGAUGGGACGAGGUGUACAUCUGCAGUAAAUAAGUAUGUCACUUGCAGUUCUUAUAUUUACUUUUGA
Carica papaya (papaya) is the source of this 847-nucleotide messenger RNA. Lineage: Eukaryota; Viridiplantae; Streptophyta; Magnoliopsida; Brassicales; Caricaceae. The record is from RefSeq and is a predicted model, not a curated record.